AAACAACAUUGGUGGCAUCAUUGGAGCAAACAUUGGUUGAAGUUUGGUGUCCUUAUUUCUCCGUUUGAGUUUCGUAGCGCGCCAGUGUUCUGCCCGCCGGCCCGGCAAUAAGGCUACUCGCGUUUUUUAAAUAUUAUUAUUAUUUAUAACUUUUUAACCCGAAUAAAAAAAUCCCGUCUACCUUCAAAUAAUGCACAGUUCAUUAAUUUUAUCUGAACCGUGAAGAUUUAAUUUUAAACGGCAUAACGCGAAAUAAUUAUAAUAUGACAAAUUAAAUAUUGUUUUGUUGUUUUUAAAGUGGGAUAUUGACCGAAAAAUUGUAACUGUAUUGUAAACUGAGAGUGUGUGAUAUAAAUUAGUGAAAAUGGUGCAUAAACUCCAUAUCAUUCAAGACAUACCAGUCAGCAAAUUUAGGUCUAUUGCCUCACAGGUGAUAGCCUGCAUGUCGUGCAACAUGCUGCUGCUGGACCUCGGCAUGGCGGUGAGCUUCUCCACCAUCGCGCUGCCCGACCUGCUCAACGCCAAGGAGGGGCUGUCGCUCAAUGAGGACCAGGCCUCGUGGUUCGGCAGUCUGGCAUUCCUGACGCAGCCGCUUGGCGCCCUAUUCUCCGGCCCGCUCGUCGACUACUUCGGCCGGAAGAAGGCGACCUUCAUCGUGAACAUCCCUCACCUGGUGGCUUGGAUCCUCAUGUACUAUGCCUGGAAUGUGCCAGCAUUGUUCCUGGCUAAUGGCCUCCUUGGUCUCGGCACUGGGAUUAUGGAGUCCCCGAUUAACGCUUACGUUGGGGAGAUCAGUGAGUCGUCAAUCCGCGGAGCUCUCUGCACGACGACUCAGGUGUUCACGUCGGUGGGCAUCCUGGUGAUGUACUUCCUCGGGGUCGUGGUGCCGUGGCGGCAGGCGGCGCUGGUCUGCCUCGUCGCUCCCGUGCUGUCCAUGGCGUGGGUCGUGUUUAACUUGGUUCCAGAGACGCCUGUCUGGCUACUAGUGAGGAACCGCGAGAAAGAUGCCCUCAAGUCGCUGUGCUUCCUGCGCGGAUGGACCACUCAGGAGAACGUUCGAGAGGAGUACGACGCCCUCGUGGAAUAUGCCAAGACUUUGAAGCAGUGCAUCAUCUGCUACAAGACUGAUAGUAAAGAGUCCGAGUUGAAUGAGUGUGAACACAUGAAGAUGAACUUUGUAAAGAAGGCGAUCCUCAAAUUCCGUUACUUGAUGCUGAGUAAGGAAACCCUGAGGCCCUUCAGCUUCAUUAUGAGUUACUUUGCGUUCCUGGUCAUGAGUGGUCUGGCGCCGAUCAGACCCAACCUGGUCAAUGUGUGUGAUGCUUUCGGAAUGGCCACUGGAGGGAAGAAUGUGGCACUGAUGGUGGGAGUGAUCACGGUGGUGGUGUGCGUGGUGGUGGCGGGCACCAUCAAGUUCCUCGGCAAGAGGAAGCUCUGCAUCGGCGCCAUGCUGGGAACAGCUGUGUUUACACUCGCACUCAGCAUCUACGCUAAGGUGAACCUGGACGACACAGUGUUCUCGUACGACGUGUCCACCUUUCCUAAGGAGAAGAGCUACGUGCCUCUGUUCCUUUUCUACAUGAUGACGGUGUUCACGGCGCUCGCCAUACCCUGGGUGCUGUUCGGAGAAGUGUUUCCUUUCAGGAGCCGAGCAUCAGCCCAGGGUCUGGCCGCGGCUGGCAACUACGUCAUCACGUUCAUCGCAGCCAAGACACUCAUCAACCUGGAGACCACGGUGCAGCUGUGGGGGGCCUUCGCCGUCUACGCCGCCUUCGCCUUCGUCGGCACCGUCUACCUCUACUUCUUCUUACCAGAGACCGAGGGCAAGACUCUGCAGGAGAUCGAAAACUACUACAACGGGGAAUUCAGGACUUUCGCUGAUGACCCCGUCAUCAACUACUUUAAGCGCUUCAAGAGAUAAUUCAUUUACUUUAUUGAAUAUAAAUUUAUUAUUUGUAAUCUAUUAAUUAGUUAGACUUGUAUUUUAUAAGUUGCUGAUUGAGACUUUUAAACGUAAUACACCCCGGUGGUUCAUUUUAUUAUUAUUUAAGUACUUACUCAGUUAUUUUUAUGAAUUGGUUAAUACAAAUCCAUAAAUUAUU
This is a messenger RNA of Plutella xylostella (diamondback moth), 2102 nucleotides long. RefSeq names its product facilitated trehalose transporter Tret1. The record is from RefSeq and is a predicted model, not a curated record. Gene Ontology annotation, cellular component: membrane. Gene Ontology annotation, molecular function: transmembrane transporter activity. Gene Ontology annotation, biological process: transmembrane transport. NCBI's taxonomy places the organism in Eukaryota, Metazoa, Arthropoda, Insecta, Lepidoptera, Plutellidae.